AUGGCGGCGCCACAGGUGCUCCCUCAAACCUUGCUGACGCAGCAGCAGCAACAACAGCAACUACUACAACUGUUACGCAGGGACCUUAAUAGGCUUAGUGACAGCAAUAGGGUGACCCGCCUCCAAGGAGCCAGGUCCAUCCUUCGCGUGUACGAAGAGGAAGCUGCGAAAAGAGCGGCAGAAACUGACCGCGCUGCGACAAGUGGCGACAACCAGAAAAGCCUCCAAAAGGACCAUACACCUCAAGCCUGCCCCUUUUCUGGAGUGUUUUUAAGUAGCGUUUAUGCUCCAAUCUCUGUCUUGUGUGCCGAUGAGGCAUCAGAGUCUUGCCGGGCAACGGCGUUAGACCUUGUUCAGUUAGUCGUAAAGCAUUUUCUUUCAAGGCGUGAGGUAAUCCUCAUUUGCAUGGGCAGUAAAGAUACAGGCGACAACACCUACCCCUGGGGAGGAGACUGCAACAGUUGCCCCGUGGGUGCCGCCUUCUUCCGUGGCCGUGCCGGCGCUGCUGACGGUAGCUACCUCAGCAGCAGCAGCGCUGGCCACUCAGAAGCAGUAAAGUCCCUGGUAUUAGUCAUUGCAGAAAGACUUAAAGAUGCCUCUGGAGAAGUGGAAAAAAGCGAAGAACUCCGACUUAUUAAUAUGCAGCUCCUGCAGUACCUCCUGUUGCAAGCUGCAAACCGCUACUGGAACGUCUCGUUGGCUGCCUGGCUAGACCUCAACGAGCAGUCAGAUGGGCUGAAAAUGGUGCAGAUGUUGAGGCGGUUGGUACAGGAGAUGUCUCCGCGAGUCUUACUGAGACGGAAAGUGUUGCCAAACCUUCUGCAACUCUUAUUGCUUUUGAUGGGCGACGCCGACCAGGAGGUGGCCCGGGAGGCAGAAGAAGCGCUCCUUAGCCUUGCACCUCGGUGCGUGUCCCUGUCCCGGAAAAGAGAACAAAGGCGAGAGUGGAGGAGAGAAAAAGCGAGAUCGCAAUCACAGAAACUCAGCAGUGAGGAAGAUGAGCUCACAAACGACGAUACAGGCAGCAGUGACGACCUUUUAGAGGAAAAUGAAGACGACGGGCCACACAAAACGUCACGGAUUCCGUUAUCCCCUUGUGAAGCAGACGAUGAGACUUCCGAACUCUACAAGUCAACGGGCUAUUGUAGAGAGGCGCCAACUGAAUUGGCAGGGUUAUACUUGAAAGAGUUGAUGGCUGACCUGUUGCCUCGCCUAACAAGUUGGUCGGCUGACGAGAGGCUUGCUUCCUUGAGGGCUCUUGCUGCCUUAAUGCCAAUGAGCGGGUUUCGCUUGCUGCAUCAACUGCCGCAUUUACUGAUGCAGCUUUACGAAACGUGCGCUAUCGGAGAAGGACGGCCUCCGGGAAACAGGCAGGAUGAGCAGCAUCAGUGGUCUCCUCUGCUGUUGCUUGUGCAACACGCCAUACUCAGGGAGAUAAAGGGCGAAAACGAAGCGAGCAAUGACUGCAACAGCACCAACGUCAGCGAGCCGUGGCAUCGCGGAGGCUUGCAAGAAUUGGGAGCCUGCAGUUCACUGUGCAACUCCCUCGAAGCUGUUGAGCUUGCACUCCAGUGCGCGGGACAGCUGCUGCAUGCAGCUCGGGAGCUCUGCCAAGUGGAAGCUAAGAGCCUCUUUGCCGCAGCACUACUACAGCAGAUAGACACGCGAAGCCAUCAGGAUAUAGCCAGAGAGGCGGUGGCAUGCGUCUGCGAGUGCACUGGUGAAGGGCCACUCAAGCUAUAUCUUGCUUUUCUUGACGAUCUUAUUGCACGCGAACUGCAUGGUGACUUUGCUAGAGAGGAGAGUGCUAGCCCACCCUCUCCGAUGAUGCAAGCAAGACCCAGCUUGCCCAUGCUGUGGAGUAGCAAUGAUCCGCGGAGGCUGUUGCUGCUCCGGGCUCUCCAUGGAGCACAGGAAGCUGCAGAUGCCGAAGAGGUCUCAAGCGCUGCGAAUUGCCUGAGGAUGCGGGAUCUCGUAAAAGUCGCCCUUCUAUGCGUUUCGCAAAUAAUUCCAACGCUGUCACCAAGCAGCAUUCCUCCCGUACCGACACCCCACCAACAGACCGAGGAGGGGCAUGAAAAUCCAAGCAAUGGAGACGUCAAUGAAAUGGGAACAUUCGGGCAGCUGACGCCGGCAAACGAAAGGAAAGCUGAGUUUGAUGCAGUGUCAAAAGAGACAAAUGAAAACGAAGUACAAGCUAAGCCACUCAUAGCGGCACUGUCGUUGCUUUCCCCUUUGCUGGUCUCCUGUAUGGAUGAUGACUGGAACGCGGACGUGCGUUCCUUAUCUGUUGGAGUUGUUCGCCAGUUAUUCUUGGACCUCCACGGGGCCGGGGAAGAGCAUGCAGCACUGGAACAGCUUGCUGCAGCAACAGCAACUCCUCUCCAGCAACGGCUCGAUGACGCUCGUGACGACAUUCGCCUUGCUGCUGCGGUCGCCUUACAGGCAAUGCUGAAACAGCGUCCCUUGAUAAUCAACCGUUCUGCUGCCACCGAAAUUUGCAAAAGUUUGUGCAUCUGCUUGGACGACCGCAGCGAACUCCUGGCAGCCGCAGCAGAAGCUGCUCUUCUAGCUGGCCCAGAUGAUCUUUAUCUAUAUCAAGCUGCCUGA
Molecule: messenger RNA, 2610 nt
Organism: Eimeria mitis
Lineage: Eukaryota; Apicomplexa; Conoidasida; Eucoccidiorida; Eimeriidae
Source: RefSeq, a predicted model, not a curated record